UUUUAACUUGAGAGUUUGGAGUCGCUCUCUCCUCAUAUUUCCUAGACCCAGAAGGCCCAGACGAACGGAGAAACGAAGAGAGAGAGAUGGGGAAGAAAGCGAAGACCUCUCGGAAGGGGAAGAAGGCAUGGAGAGCAAACAUAAGCACAGAGGAGAUCGAAGACUUCUUCGAGAAGUCCACCAAAGACGCUCUCUCCGGUGGCUCCCUCUCCUCCGCCCCCACCGACUCCCUCUUCGUCGUCGACAAGUCCAGAGAUCUAUUGGUGAAGCGGAAGAUCGAAAAACAUAGGGAAAAAGUACUCCGCAGUGACAGCGUGCUACAAAAGAACCCUUUUGUACAACUAGUUCCAUCCUCAAUACAGAAGAAAUCCAAGAGAAAGCAUAACGAGGUUACAAAAGCAAAUGAUGCGACUCAAGGUGGUCCCAAGGAUGAUUUUGCCACAGCUUCUGGCAUGGUUGAUAUAUGGGAUGAGAAAGGUGAAGACAAAAGCAAAUCCAAAAAGAAAUCGAAGUCUUCAAUUAUUCCAGCAGUAGAAGUUGAGCCUCCAGGUUGCUCAUUCAAUCCUUCACUUGAAAGUCAUCAGGAUGUGUUGGCUCAUGCUGUUGCAGAAGAAAUGCAGAAAGUCUAUCAAAAUGAGUUGGGACCUCAGCCAGUUCCACUGACUGUUCCAGGGGAAGCUAUCAAUGAUGAAGAUAUGUAUUUUAUUGAGGCGGAUGAUGGAAGUGAUGAUGAUGAGAUGAAUUUGGAAAAUCUGGGUGAAAAUGAGGAUUCUACACAAGAGAAAAGGUCUAGUAAAACGAAGAGGGUGACCCAAGUUGUGCUGAAUAGGAGAGCUAGACGCAAAGAACAGCUGAAAAUGGAAGCAGAAGCUAAAAAGUUCAAGGAACUUUCUAAAGAAAUUGACAGCUUACCAAAUAUCAUUCAAGAAAUAGCCAAAGAAGAUGAGGAGAAGCAAAAAAGACAUCUCCGCCGAGUUGUAGCCAAACAAGAAAGACUAAAAUCAUGUCCACCACGCUUGGGAAGGCACAAAUUUCAGCCUGCCCCAGUUCAAGUCCUAUUAUCUGAAGAAAUAACCGGAUCACUCCGCAAGUUGAAGGGUUGUUGCACUCUUGCAAAGGACCGGUAUAAGAGCCUAGAGAAAAGAGGACUAAUUGUCCCGACCGCCAAGAGCAGAAGGAAGUAGAGUGGUUUCCGUUUGAACAGACAAGUUUGCCUGGUUUGUGAAGAAGAUCACUACAGUUUUCACAAGACGGUGAUCUUUAAAAGCAAAGUGAUUGAUGGUCUAGUAUCGUGGAUUCAUCUACCCAUGCAGAAGAUUUUUGUUGUUACGUGUUUACUAAUAUAUAGAUUUUUCUUUUCCCCCUAAUAUUCUGGUUCAAAAUUUUUGGUGUUUUAAUCACUUUCAAUUUUAUCAAAAGGAAGUGGAAAAUACUCUUAUUAUGCUUAGUAUGUAUUCGGCCAAUGUUAGUUCACAGCCAAUGAGCCAAAUGAUAGAUAAAGAUGUUUGUUUAAGUUGCUCAUCUUCAUGGAAUGUAAACACUUUAUGUUUUUUAA
Corylus avellana is the source of this 1555-nucleotide messenger RNA. RefSeq names its product Nop53 protein. Gene Ontology annotation, biological process: ribosomal large subunit assembly; rRNA processing. Lineage: Eukaryota; Viridiplantae; Streptophyta; Magnoliopsida; Fagales; Betulaceae. Gene Ontology annotation, cellular component: nucleolus. Gene Ontology annotation, molecular function: 5S rRNA binding. The record is from RefSeq and is a predicted model, not a curated record.